Messenger RNA from Plectropomus leopardus (leopard coralgrouper), 4054 nucleotides. NCBI's taxonomy places the organism in Eukaryota, Metazoa, Chordata, Actinopteri, Perciformes, Serranidae. The record is from RefSeq and is a predicted model, not a curated record.
AUGAUAGUAACCCGUAGUGCAGUGGAGGGUAGUGUGUCAGCAUCUGCAUCCCUAGACUGUCUGGUGGUGGAGCAGGGCUGCAUCCAGGAGCAGUCCUGCAUGGUGCUCUAUCGAUUGCUGGAGUACUGCGCGGCCGAGGAGGCCGUGUCGCCUCUCGGUGCAGAUGCCCGCUUGGAGUGCCUGGAGGCGCAGAACUCCUUGCAGCAUUACCGCCCCCUUCAAGUUUGCAAGUGUCAGCGAGGCUCUCGCAGGGAGGAACACUGCCUCAGGGUCUACUGGACUGUGAGGUUUGCUGCAUAUGAUGAGUAUGAAGUGUCUCCAUAUGAAGAACUGGAGUUAAAUCUGGUGAGAAACAUUGAGAUGUCCCGAAUGGCCUCCAUUAUGUCAGCUUCCUCUCUUUCUAUGGAUGGCCAAAACCAGUGUUUGAAGGCAGCGCAGGACUGUGGCCUGUAUGAGAAAUGUGGCUCCCUGCGGUCAGAAUAUGUUGUAGCCUGCACCAAGCGAGCAACAGCCUCUGACAACAGCUGUAACCGCCAGAAAUGCCACAAAGCCCUGCGGCGCUUCCUGGAGCGCGUGCCAGAGGAGUACAGCUUCGCUCUGCUCUUCUGUCCCUGCUCUGACACUCUGUGUGGGGAGCGCCGGAGGAAAACCAUCGUCCCGUCAUGUUCAUAUGAGGAGAACGGGAGAGGGGAGGAAAGAGUAGGCAAGCCCAACUGCCUCAGCCUGCAGAACUACUGCUCCAGAGACGAGCUGUGUAGAUCCCGGUUCGCUGAUUUCCAACACAACUGCCAGCCCUCCCCUCAGUCUGCCUCUGGCUGUGUGCGAGACAGCAGAGCCAUGUGCCUGAAGGCCUAUGCUGGACUCAUAGGUACCAUCAUGACUCCCAACUAUGUAAGCAACAGCAGCACAGAAGUGUCCCAGUGGUGCACGUGUGACGGCAGCGGGAACGAAUGGCAGGGCUGUCAGCGCAUCCUGCACUUGUUCAACAACAAUAUAUGUCUGCGCAAUGCCAUCAGCUCCAUGGGAAUCUCCGCACCUCCUCCUGUGGAAAACACUCCGGUGCCAGCUUCUCAGCCCUCCCCGCACGUCUACCAGGAGAGGGUCCACGUCAGUGUUAACACUCUCCCUGAAUUCAACAGUAUGGAGGGCAGCGAUGAAGAGGAGCAGGAGGAGGAAGAAAGCGAGGAAUUCAACGUCAUCCCACCGUUUCACGAGAAGGACUCUAACACUGAAUCGGGGGCUAGAGGGAGCAAACGGGGAGCAGCUAGCCGAGCGGUACCCGUCUUCACAUUACUGCUGCUGCCUACACUCAUCCUGGACUGGGAGUGCUGGAGUUUCUGAAGCCUUCGUCUCACUCUCCGCUCAUAUUUUACACUCUUGCUACCACUUUCAAAUCCAUCACAGCACUCACAACGAGCCGCAGAGGACAUUUGCGAGGAAGAAAUGCAUAUCUUUUUUUUAAUUUUUUAAAAAUACGCUGACUUUAUUUAAAAUUUUCAGUUUCCCCUAUCACUGCCUCCUCAAGAGUUAAAAGAUAUCAGUAGUCCUGCAGUAUCUGCCAUGAGUCCUCUCCUAUGAAACGCAGGGAACAACGUGAGCAGAUAUAUGAGUGCACGGGUGAAUUUAGAAAUGCUGUCUGGGCAAAUACUCUAUCUAGAGCCUGCUUCACACUCAAAGUACAUCCCCUCUUUUAACAAGAAGCACAUCGCCCAAGGCCACAUCCACUGUACACACUCAAAAACCAUACCCAGUCUACUCUCCACUGCAACCAGGCCGGAGCGCGGCUUUUGAUUUCUAUUUCAUGACUCAUGUCACAUCCGUUUCUCUGUUGGCCCCUUUGGCUCUUCCUCUCCCUGCUUCAUACUAUGGUUGAGUAAGAUAAUCCACUUUACAACAAGCUAAUAAGAAACUGCACCAUACUUUAAACUGCUUUGUACCAUUGAAAAAGAAAAACUUUUUUUUUUUUUUUUAGAAAUAGCUGCAUUUAAAAAGAGAUAACACCCAAUGUGCUGUCUCAUUAUGUAUGAGACAUCUUAUGCCUUCUUCUCUCUUUGUGCGCCAGAAAGCAGAGUGCAACAGUCGCUCUGCUCUGCUCCUUUUGUUAACACGCCACUUAGUAUUAUUCCAACCAGGGUGAGUGACUGAGAAUUCAACCAUGGGCAAAAGUAAUGAGAUCAAAUUCUAUUGUAGAAAAGGCAAGCAUGAGAAAAGCAACAUGAGCAAUUACAGCACAAUUCAAAUUGCUCAGCAUGCAGGGAAAGUCUGGAGUAAGGCUCAGGGGAGGAAAUAGCCAAUUUACUGCUGUCAUACCCUCUCACUUUUUUCUCAUCCUUAGGAGGUUCGUUUUUAGUGCUCCUUGCCCAUCAUGUGCUUUAGAUGUUGUGAGAGCGGAGAUGCGGAGGAAGGGGAUGGACACACGGGAGGCUGUAAAGCCUGCUGGCUGCUCCGAUCAUUGAGCAGCACAUUGAGCCAUUCUCUCAGCCUGAAAUAGCUUUUGCUGAUGUUAAUGAUUUUUUUUCCCUCUUCUGCCUCAUUUUCUUGUGAAAAUUACGAAGCUGCAGGGAUGUAGGUAAAGAGAAGUAUAUUGAAGUUUUUUUUGGAAAAGGGAUAAACUAAUUUGAGAAUGAGUUUGCAAGAAAUAACCUGUGUGAGCUGUGAAAGGAAAAUGUCUUCUAUUGCCUCAUGUUGUCUAUAUACCAUUAAAUCAUUGUAGUUAUACAUUUCCAAAGACGUAUAACACACAUGAAAAUAAUUCUUGCUGUGUUUGAAUAUCACUUGAGGAGGCAGUAUGGCCCCAUCUCUUUUUUGCCCCCACUGGAUGUGUUUACAUGAUGGUUCAUUGACGUGACUGAACUUUUAAUAAGAACAGACAGUAUAAAGGCAGAAACGCACUGGAAGCAUAUGAGCUACGCUUUUGCAAAUGCAGGUCCAUGACUACUUCAAACUCGGGUUUGAUUUUUAGAGUCAUAGCAGAACUCAAAUGGAUGUUGGAAGGUUAGUGGACCUGUAGUGACUGUUACGCACCUCGGGGCAAAAUGACAUCAUACAGGUUUUAUUGAGAGUUUGGCUACAGGAAGCUAAGAAGUGGAUGAGGAAAGGCCAGUUAACAAAGCUCAGAAGUGUGACUGCAAGGUUAGUGUGUGCAAAGAAUAUAUAUAUUUGGACAGAAUAUUGGAAAUAAAAAUACUUGCAGCACAACUGGCCAGUAUCCACAUAUAUGAAUCAGACGUGUUGCUAAGUAAACAUUACCCAUCAGUGUCACAGUGAAGUGUCAGUGCUGCUGCUUAUUCAUAGAGCAUUGAAUGAGCAUCCAGUGCGCUCUGGCCUUAAAGACUGAAUGUGAGUUUACAUGUAUUUUCACAUUUCAAUAGGUUUGUUUAUAUUUGUAAACUAUGUAAAGUAAACAUUUGCAUUAACAUGGCUUGUAUUUCUAUUAUAUUUUGACGAGUUAAGGAAAGAAAAAAAGCUUGUUCACCAUCCAUAAAUUAAAAUUCUUUAAAAGUCUAGUGUGUAGGCUUUAGGGACAUCUUUUGGAAUAAAUUAAACAUCCAUAACCCUGUUUUCAUUAGUUUGUGAUCAGCUAAGAAUUGUGUUUUUAUUACCUUAGAAUGAGCUGUUUAUAUCUACAUACAGAGCGGGUCCUCUCCCUCAGAGUCCGCCCUGUUGUUCUUACAGUAGCCCAGAACAGACAAAUUAACCACUGUUUCUAGAUAGAGUCAUUCAUGUUUUUGCUUUUUUGUGUCAGCAACUGUAGUUCUCUUACACGCUUUGCACACAGGAGGAAUUUCACUUCUGCAACUCAACCGCUAGAUGCAAUUAAAUCCUACACACUCGACCUUUAAGAAAAUAUGUGAUUAUUCCCCAAAUUAGACUGUUUUUAGAUUGUAUCUUGAAAAUGUACAGUACUAUGUUUCACAUGCAAACCUUCUUUUAAAGACAUAUCAAACAUGCCAAAUAAUUCUGACUGUAAUGUGUAAUAACUGUGUAAUUUUGUGACAUAGCAGAGCAGUGUGCCGAUUUGGUAAAAGAAAAAUAAAAGUCACAUUGGAAAUUC